Messenger RNA from Peromyscus californicus insignis, 3608 nucleotides. It is a transcript of the gene Synpo2l, whose product is annotated as synaptopodin 2 like. Gene Ontology annotation, biological process: positive regulation of actin filament bundle assembly. NCBI's taxonomy places the organism in Eukaryota, Metazoa, Chordata, Mammalia, Rodentia, Cricetidae. Gene Ontology annotation, cellular component: Z disc; nucleus; actin cytoskeleton. The record is from RefSeq and is a predicted model, not a curated record. Gene Ontology annotation, molecular function: actin binding. The transcript has 2 exons. Bases 1099 to 3351 code for a protein of 750 amino acids.
CCUUUUGUUCUCAAUCAGGAUCUGAGUCCUAAUCUGUGCCUUCGCAUCCACACAUCCUACCUACCUCAUGUUCCCUGGAAACAGUCUUUGGGACAAGUUGAAAAGAGUCAUGAAGGAGAGGAGAUUGAUUUUGCUCAGGGUCCCUUGUUACCUUAGUUAUAACUAUUAUCUUAUGUGGCUCAAUGGCGCGAUUCAAACUAAGAACAGACAAUAGAGGGGAGUGGGGAGGGACCUGAAGUGUUCGGUGGUGGUGGUUUUGCUAGAUGUCAGGAUGGAGGGAGGAGAAAGGAGAUUCCAGGGAGAGAGUAUCUGAAAGCAGGCUGAGGCCAUAGGGGCUUUUCACAAUGUUAAUUGUAGGCCAGCAUGAAUGCUACUUUUGACACUUGUGAGUUCCUUUGGGAUUCCUGGGGACUAACAAGGUGCUCGGGGUAAUCCUGAGACUGCUAGAAAGCUGGGAAAGGAUCUUUGAUUUUUUUUUAUCUCAGGCAAGAAUGUAGGCCUGGGCAAAAAAGGCCAGGCCCACUUAUAGCAGGUUCUGGGAUGCAGUGAAGCUUCUCUCUGUCCUAGGCCUCCCAUUCCGCACCCACAGACUUCUUUUUUGCCACUUCUGAAAUCUCAGGACCUGCUCUCUCUAGUUAUCUUUCCUCUCUUCCACCAUUCUGAUUCUCCCUUCAAGGAGUUUUAUGUCUUUGAAUUUGCAUAGAGGCUAAAAGUCUGAUAUCCUAAGGGUUGUCCCAUAGCCUCCUACAAAGAAAUUCCAGAUGCAUGUUCAAGAUCCCAUACUUAUCCCCCAUUCUCAUUUUAACACCCCUCCCUUCCCAUCAUGCCAGGCAAAAUUCUAUUUAGUGGCUCAGGCUUAUUUUUAGCCAAGCAGACCUCACAGUCCAGAGGGGGUGGGGUGAGGGGAAGGGGAGGCAGGUGCCCAUGUCUGUCACACCAGGAGUUGUGGAACAGGGAAAGGAGGGAGGGGGACAGGUUCUAAAAACAGCUCAGUGAGCUCAUCCAGCUGCCAGCUCUGGGGACAAGACAAAGGGGCUUUAAAAGGCCUUGGGGGUGGCUCAAGCUGGUCCUGCUCCAGCCAACACUGCCUUUCUCGGCAUGGAGGCCAUCGAGCCCAUCCUCCAAGAGCCCCUCAGCCAAGCCAGCUGUGACAAAGCCCCAGCUCCUGAGCUCCAAGACCCAUUCUAUGCAGAACUGCAACGUGCAGAAAGCCUCCAGGAGAAGAGUGUGAAGGAGGCCAAAACCAAAUGCCGGACCAUUGCAUCCCUGCUAACAGCGGCCCCCAACCCCCACUCUAAGGGGGUGCUUAUGUUUAAGAAACGGCGGCAGAGAGCCAAGAAGUACACUCUAGUGAGUUUCGGGGCUGCAGCUGGAACAGGAACAGAGGAGGAGGACGGCAUCCCCCCAACGAGUGAGUCGGAGCUGGACGAAGAGGCUUUCUCGGACGCCCGCAGCCUUACCAAUCAGUCUGACUGGGACAGCCCUUAUCUGGACAUGGAGCUGGCCAGGGCUGGCUCAGGAACAACAGAGAGUCAGAGCUCCGGGUUGGGAGGGCAGUUGAGCGAGGUCUCUGGGCGAGGGGUUCAGCUCUUUGAACAGCAGCGCCAGCGGGCAGCCUCCAGUAGCCAGGAGCUGGCUCAGGUGGGCCCAGCAGCCAUGCUAAAUGGGCAGGGGCUGCAGUCCCCACCUCGAGCUCAAAGUGCUCCCCCAGAGGCAGCGGUGCUCCCACUCAGCCCUUUGCCGGCCCCUGCAGCCAGCCCUAGCCCCUUCUUCCCGGAUGGUGGAGCCCCCAGCCCAGCGCCAAGUAUCUUCAACAGGUCAGCGAGGCCUUUCACCCCAGGUUUACAAGGACAAAGGUCAGGUACCACUUCAGUGAUUUUCCGGCCCUUAGCCCCUAAGAAGGUAAAUGAAGGCCUGAGAGCCACCAGCCCCGCCCCGUCCCCCUUCGCAGCCCCUCUGCAGGGACCCACCCCUCUGCCCAGCUUCACCACGCCGGGCCACACGCCAGUCUCCGGAGCUCCCAGCAGCCCACGCUCCUCCGGUCCUGUAACCGCUACCAGCUCCCUGUACAUCCCAGCCCCGAGCCGGCCCGUCACACCAGGAGGCGCCCCAGAGUCUCCCGCUCCUCCUGGCGCGGCUGCCAUGACCUCCACCGCUUCCAUCUUCUUGUCGGCGCCCCUGAGAAGCUCUGUGCGCCCGGAGGCGCCCGGCCCCGCGGCCCCCGAAUCGGCCAGCGCUCGGGAGCAGCGCAUCUCUGUACCAGCUGCCCGCACUGGCAUCCUGCAGGAGGCCCGGCGCCGGGGCACUCGGAAGCAGAUGUUCCGCCCUGGAAAGGAAGAGACGAAGAACUCGCCCAACCCCGAGCUCCUAUCGCUGGUGCAGAACCUGGAUGAAAAACCUCGGGCGGGUGGUGCGGAAUCCGGUCCGGAGGAGGACGCUUUAAGCCUUGGAGCUGAAGCCUGUAACUUCAUGCAGCCACUAGGGGGCAGGAGUUACAAGACCUUGUCUCAAGUGACACCGAAAACCCCUCCUCCAAUGGCUCCCAAAACCCCACCCCCAACAACUCCUAAGACUCCACCCCCUGUGGCUCCUAAGCCCUCAGCUCGAGGGCUCCUUGAUGGGCUAGUGAAUGGGUCGACCGCUAUGGCUGGAAUCCCUGAGCUCCCAAGGCUGCAGGGGAGGGGUGGGGAGCUAUUUGCAAAGCGGCAGAGCCGUGCCGACAGGUACGUGGUGGAAGCUACACCUGGCGCUAGCCUUAAUCCUGGCCUUCGCCCUAGAAGUCCUUCUCCCACACCCUCAUUGCCCCCAUCGUGGAAAUACUCACCCAACAUCCGUGCCCCACCCCCUAUUGCUUACAACCCACUCCUCUCACCUUUUUUCCCUCAAGCUGCCCGAACUCUCCCCAAUAAGGCCCAAUCUCAGGGACCUCGGGCGACCCCCAAGCAGGGCAUCAAGGCCCUGGAUUUCAUGCGACAUCAGCCGUACCAGCUUAAAACCGCCAUGUUCUGUUUUGACGAGGUUCCUUCCACUCCUGGCCCCACGUCAGGGCCUCCCAAAACUGCCCGAGUCCAGGAGAUCCGCAGGUUUUCCACUCCAGCACCCCAGCCCACUGCAGAACCCUUGGCUCCCACUGUGCUUGCCCCCAGAGCGGCUACCACAUUGGACGAACCAAUUUGGAGGGCGGAGCUGGCCUCACCCCCUGUCCCUAACCUAGACCAUCCUCAGGAGUCUUCCAGGAGCUUUGCUGCCACCCCCAGCUCCUGUGGUUUCCAAGUAGCCAGGCCCCGGUUUUCAGCCACCAGAACAGGGUUGCAGGCUCACGUGUGGAGGCCUGGGGCAGGGCACCAGUGAACAUAGGUCCCAGGACCAAGUAAUGGAACUUAGAGUCCCAGAAGUUUCUUCUGCUUUGUCCUACCGGCUUUUUCUCCCCGCGCUGCCUCUUGCCAGAGAUAGUGUUCCCCUUCAGUUUCCUCAGCCCCCUGCUGCUGCUUUUUAACCUGUUAUCUCUGUUUUGGUAUCUUCUCUGUAUUUCUCUGCCUGGACCUCUGGCUUCUCCACUCAGAGGUCUCAGGAGUUCUUUUUUUUUUUUUUUUUUUUUUUUUUUUUUU